AGGUGCGAUGAAGGGUUGGACUCGUGGGCGGGUGUGUGACGCCGUGCUGGAGGCAGAGGAGCGGGGCGUGGCUGAGGGCGUGCGUACACGGGACAGUACGGUAACAGCUGUGGUGGGCGGGGCCAGCCCAGGAUCCGCCCCGGGCCCGGGCCUACUGCAGCUGCAUCGACCCCCGGCACUGCAGACCCUGCUUUAAGAGAAAAGCAUCAUGGAUAAAUAUGAAAUCAUUAAAAUGAUUGGGGAAGGAGCUUUUGGCAAAGUAUUUUUGGCAAAAGGAGAAGUUGAUAACCAGAAGUGUGUUAUCAAAGUGAUCAGUUUAACAAAGAUGCCUAUGAAAGAAAAAGAAGCAUCUCAGAAGGAAGUAAUUCUUCUGGCCAAGAUGAAGCACCCAAACAUAGUAACAUUCUACAGUUCUUUUCAAGAAAGGAGCAAUCUAUAUAUCAUCAUGGAAUAUUGUGAUGGAGGUGAUCUAAUGAACAGGAUAAAUCUGCAGCGUGGAGUGCUGUUUGAUGAGGACCAGAUUCUGAGUUGGUUUGUGCAGGUCUCCUUAGGAUUGAAGCAUAUUCAUGACAGAAAGGUUUUACACCGAGAUGUAAAAGCACAGAACAUUUUUCUUAGCAAUAAUGGAAUGAUAGCAAAGCUUGGGGACUUUGGUAUAGCAAGAAUGCUGAACAACACCAUGGAGCUUGCCCGUACCUGUGUAGGGACACCCUAUUACCUAUCUCCUGAGAUCUGUGAGAAUCGACCAUAUAACAAUAAAACGGAUAUUUGGUCUCUUGGCUGUGUUCUCUAUGAGUUGUGCACUUUAAAGCAUCCUUUUGAAGGCAAAAACAUACAUCAGCUGGUGCUGAAGAUCUGCCAAGGAUGUUUUAUUCCUGUCUCUCCAAAGUAUUCGUAUGACCUGAGGAUCUUAAUUUCUCAGCUCUUUAAAAUAUCUCCAAUAGAUCGACCAUCUGUCAAUUCAAUAUUAAAGAAGCCCUUCUUGGGGAAGCUCAUUGUCAGAUAUUUACCCCCUGAGAUAAUACAAGAAGAAUUCAGCCACACUGUUAUACACAGAAAAAGACCUUUGGUAGCACAGCCGGUAUCCAAGCUGGUACAGGCUCCUAAACUUCAAAAAGUGAGAGUUGAGGAGCACCUUUCUCCAAGAUCCAAGGUGGCGGCACUUGCCAAGAAACAAGAAUUAUCACAUCGAAAUGAAUGGAAACCUCCUUUGCGAGUUCAGCAGCCUCUUAUCCAGCAGUGGAGCCCCAGAUUUAAGAUGGCUGAAAGGCCAGAAGGUGCCAGAGUACAUGGACGUUACAGUCACUAUUACGAUAAACUUGACAACUUGCAGCAGGAAGCUUACGUACAAGAUGACUUUUCUCACUUCAGCCAGAGAGUUGAAGCAUAUUAUAAAGUAAAAGGACAAAUUCCACCCCCUCUGCCCCCUCCUGAGUGGGUUGGAGAAUAUCUUCAAAGACGGCUUGAAGCCCAACAGUACAAGAUGAAAGUGGAAAAACAAUUGGGGCUGCGACCAUCCUCUGCUGACAUACAUUACAACCAGAUUCAGAAGCAGGAAAGGAAACAAGAAUGCCUCAAAGACCAUCAGCAGGACCUCGCUAGAAAAAACAAAUUAAAGGAACAGGAAUACCUUCAGCAGUUGCAGAAAAUUAGGCAACAAUACCACAAUGAUGUAAAGGAACUUCAGUGUAGAGCAGGAGCCCCACAGGAGAAUCAAAAAAUACAAGACAAAACCUACCUUGUGAAAGAAGGUAAAGCUGGGAGCCAGUCUGAUUCCAAAGAGACUCCAGCAAGAAGAGAAGAACCAGUCCAGGACCUUGAACAGAACUUGAAACAAAUCAGACUACAGAACUGGCAAGAGAGAAGAGUCCUGGAAAAGAAGCAUAAAACAAAGGGAGGAGUAAAGUUUGAAAUUAAUUUAGAUGCAUGUGUUCCUGAGGAAGACACCAUGCAAGAAGAGGAACCAGAUAAACUUAAUGAGACUCUAACUUUUGACGACAGUGAGAAUCUUAAGGAGAAACUGGUGAAUGUGUAUGAAGAUCACACAGACAGAGCUUUGGAAGAACUAUGUUGUCAGGAAACAGAUGCUGAUGUGGUAGAUAAUUUCCUGGAAAACAGAAAACAAUGGCAAGCUGAAGUCCCACAGACUCUUCUGAAUUUUUUAGCUGACGCCGAUGUCACAUCUGUCUGCCCUACCAUGGAUGGAGAUGAACUUGCUGGACAGAUUAUUGUCAUGCCUGAAGAAACCCCAGAAAGCAGGAAGCAAUGGAAUCAAGAAGCACCAGGGACUCUACUGAAUAUAUUAGCAGCAGCAGAGCUGUCUGAGGACUCCUUUAUCCGGACUGAAGGGGAAUUUGAAAGACCAUUAACAUCUUGGUUGCCAAAAGAGGAUAAGGAAGAUGACUCAGAAACAGGCUCUUCUAUUGAUGUUGACGAAGACAGACUGCAGCCAAGAUCAGAUGAUGAUGACACUAACUUUGAAGAAUCAGAGGAUGAAUUAAGGGAAGAGCUGGUGGAAUCCCUGGAAAAAGUAGUAACUUCACCAGCAGAGGAAGUUAAAGAAGUUCCAGUACAUUCAACAAAUGAAGACAAACCAGAAGAAAAAGAAAGCCUAGCAAGUGAAACACCUGGAAGCUCUGAUGAGGUUUUAGACAAUUACCCUGAUCCAUCUACUGCUACUGUAUACAACAAAGAAGAUGGAGACAAGGCAGGAAUCAGCUAAAACAGAUGGGUAAUUGCUGCUUCAGGACUUCAGUUAAGUUACUGGGCAUUACAGGUACCAAGAUUUCAACAAGUGCCUAAUGUUAAACUCCCAAAUAAGUUGUCUACUCAACAACUGCUGAACACCCAUUGGAAGCAAAUGAAAUCUAGGAGGUGUUCUGCACUUUUGAAAAAGUCGGGCCAUUUGUUCAAGAAACUCAACUCAUUCUUUUAAAAUCUUGGCCUAGACUGAUAGGCAAUUCCUGCUUAGCUCUUCUAGGUUGCCUCUCUGGCAUCUCUGCCAAGCCUUCUAGUACAUUUCUGAAUAUGUACCGCCUUCUUUUGAACUUUCAUGAAAGAAUAGCGUCCUUGUUAGGACACUCCUAUUUCCUUAUCUUAAAACCCAUCUGUUGAGAGGUUUCUGAGUCAUCAUCAGGAAUCCUGGUUUUUGCUGAUAAAUCCUCCUCCCCACCCCAAUUUUCAGAUUAAAAAAAAAGUAACUCCAAAUCCAUAUUUUUCUUUGAUCAAAAUGGAAUAUUUAUGUAAGUGGCGCUUUAUUUUAAUCAUGAAAAAAUGUGGAUUUAGGUUACUUUUUUAAAUCUGAAAAUUGGGGAUUUAAAAAAAAAUCAGAGAAAACCAGGAUCCCUGCUUAUCAUGCUCAUCCAAUAUAGAUUGCAACUCAUGCCCUUAAGUCCUUAUCUAGGCAGAAAUUUAUAUUUUGACAUGCCCUGCUCUCAGUCCAUGUAGAUUUACUAUGACUAAAGUGUAGGGGUGCACUGAUAGAGAUUUUUAGGCCGAUACCAAUGGCCGAUUUUUAACGAGCCAUAUUGGCCAAUACCAAUCCAAUUGUCGAUAUGCAGCUGGGCAGUGUUGAGAGCAGCCGGGUCCAGCCGGUAAGUCUGUUGCAGGGAAAGGGAAGGGGAGGGAAGGGACGUGGGGAUGGCAGAUAGGUCUUGGUGGUGAGGGAGGGAGUAGGGCUGGGGCAGGGGCUACCCAGCCAGUGUGGGGCAUAGGAUGAAGCUGCAAGUGGCUUGUCCAGGGGGCGUGGGGUGGGAGGGAUGGCCCCUGCUGCUGCACACACCAUGGGGGGGCGUGUGCCCCUAGAUUUGUGUGCAGGGCAAAGGGGCCUCUAUCUGUUCUCCCCACGCCCCUUCCUCCACAACACGCUUACCAACUGGACCUGGCUGCUCUUCUGGCUAUG
Messenger RNA from Alligator sinensis (Chinese alligator), 3901 nucleotides. RefSeq names its product serine/threonine-protein kinase Nek5. Bases 209 to 2722 code for a protein of 837 amino acids. Lineage: Eukaryota; Metazoa; Chordata; Crocodylia; Alligatoridae. Gene Ontology annotation, molecular function: protein kinase activity; ATP binding. The transcript has 23 exons. Gene Ontology annotation, biological process: protein phosphorylation. The record is from RefSeq and is a predicted model, not a curated record.